Molecule: messenger RNA, 2430 nt
Organism: Didymodactylos carnosus
Lineage: Eukaryota; Metazoa; Rotifera; Eurotatoria; Philodinida; Philodinidae
Source: the annotation of a GenBank genome assembly
AUGUCAGGCGCUGAUACAAAGUCUCGCUUGAAACGCGAUAAAAGUAAAUCAUUAUUAGACGAAGCAAAUUCAUUGUCAAAUCAACCACCGACAAAAAAACAAAAACGUCAAACUACAAUAAAAGACCAUAUGGAUAAUUCUUCAACAAUAGACAAAAUUUCUCUUAAUCAAUAUUCAAAUGGUUCAUCGGCAUUUCGAUCAACAUCGUCCUCAUCAACGUCUUUGCCGUCCCCAUCUUCUCAAACUACAUCCAAUGUAGCAACUAAAAAACUUGUUAUUAAAAAUUUAAAAGCUUCUCAACAAUUGCCAAAUAAUUAUUUUGAUAAAAUAUGGCAAUUAUUAAAACAAGCACUCGAAGCUAUCCUAACAGGUACGAACAGUCCAUCAAAUGAAGAACAAUUAUAUCGUCAUAUUGAUAAUUUAUGUACAACAACAACAAAUGAUACAUCAACAAAAUCAAUGUCUUCGCUACUCUAUGAUCAUCUGAAACAAGUUUUCGAAGAUCAUAUUCAAACAAUGUUGCCGACAUUAACAACAGAAAUGAAUGACAGUGAAGAAUACUUACGUUUAUUAAGUUUAACAUGGAGCAAUCAUAGUAUUCGAUCUAGUCUCAUCCGACAAUUAUUUAUUGUACUUGAUCGAACGUAUGUUUUACAUACUACCAAUGUAUUGAGUAUUUGUUGUGUGAAUGGUUUACUCAAAAUGAUCGAACAAGAACGGAAUGGCGAAACUAUUGAUCGAAGUUUAGUAAAAAGUCUUGUGAAAAUGUUGCUUGAUUUGCAGCUUUAUCACAAAGAUUUUGAGGUAUUAUUUUUACAAGCCACUGGACAAUUGUAUUACAAUGAAGGAAGACAGUUAAUUCAAACACUCGAGAUUAAUCAAUAUUUAAAACAUGUUGAAAAACGUUUGCAAGAAGAAAAUUUACGUUUAACACAUUAUAUCGAUCAUUCAACAAAGUAUUUAACGGCUUGGUUAGCUAAUUCUGCUACCGGAAGUGGCUCUAAUUCAUCAUGUGGAAAAGAAUCUUAUUACUGUACAUGUCUGGAAUUGCUGAUAGAUGAAAAUCGUAGAUCGUCCAUUUCGCUUAUGCACUGUUUAUUAUCUCGUAUCGGAAUCACUGGUACUACUGAUUUACGUGAAGCGUUUAGUAACUAUAUAAAAAAUCGUGGUCGUUCAUUGAUAAUCAAUCCAGAAAAAGAUGCCACAAUGGUACAAGACUUGUUAGAUUUUAAAGAAAAAUUAGAUUUGAUAUUACACGAAUGUUUUCAUGAUAAUGACAAAUUUUCCAAUACACUUAAAGAUUCAUUUGAAUUUUUUAUUAAUCAACGUGUCAAUAAACCUGCAGAGCUAAUCGCAAAACAUGUCGAUUCAAAGUUGCGAGCAGGAAAUAAAGAAGCAAGUGAAGAAGAAUUAGAAAAAAGUUUAGAUAAAAUAAUGGUAUUAUUUCGUUUCAUUCAUGGUAAAGAUGUAUUUGAAGCAUUUUAUAAAAAAGAUUUGGCUAAACGUUUAUUAGUGGGAAAAAGUGCAUCGGUUGACGCUGAAAAAUCAAUGUUAUUAAAACUGAAACAAGAAUGUGGUAACCUUUUUACAAGUAAAUUGGAAGGCAUGUUUAAAGAUAUGGAACUAUCUCGUGAUAUUAUGCUCGCUUUUGAACAAUCUACUCACAUUCGAGAAAUAUCAGGGAAUAUUACUAUGACAGUGAAUAUUUUGACUAUGGGAUUUUGGCCAACAUAUCCGGUCGUACAAGCCAAUUUGCCACCAGAAAUGUGUCGAUUUCAAGAAACAUUUACGCGUUUUUAUUUGAGUAAACAUAAUGGACGAAAAUUACAGUGGCAAUAUUCAUUAGAUCAUUGUUUAAUUAAAGGUUAUCUUAAAGACAAAAAAGCUAUGAAAGAAUUUCAAGUAUCAUUGUAUCAAGCACUUGUUCUUCUAUUAUUUAAUUAUACAGAAGAACUUAGUUAUAAAGAAAUAGCCGAACAAACAAAAAUAGAAGAAGUUGAAUUACAGCGAACGCUGCAGUCAUUAGCAUGUGGAAAAAUUCGUGUGAUGAAUAAAAAACCGCCGGUAUGUGAAAGAUUGUGUAGCAAAGAUGUUAGUACGAAUGAUCAUUUUACCUUGAACACAUCAUUCGAUCAUAAAUUAAUUCGAAUUAAAAUAAAUCAAGUUCAAAUGAAAGAAACACCGGAAGAAAAUACGUCGACAACCGAACGUGUAUUUCAAGAUCGACAAUAUCAAAUUGAUGCAGCAAUCGUCAGAAUAAUGAAAACACGAAAAACAUUAGCACAUAAUAAGCUAAUAACAGAAGUUUAUGCACAAUUAAAAUUUCCUAUUAAGUCAGUGGACCUCAAGAAACGUAUCGAAAGUUUAUUAGAACGUGAAUAUAUGAAACGUACUGAACAAGAUCCAAAUGUUUAUGAAUAUGUUGCUUGA